Messenger RNA from Trichoderma reesei QM6a, 738 nucleotides. RefSeq lists its product as uncharacterized. The transcript has 2 exons. The record is from RefSeq and is a predicted model, not a curated record. NCBI's taxonomy places the organism in Eukaryota, Fungi, Ascomycota, Sordariomycetes, Hypocreales, Hypocreaceae. The coding region runs from base 1 to 738 and encodes 245 amino acids.
AUGCCUGCCUCUACUGACCAGCCAAGAGCCAACAACACAGUUGAAACCCUUCUUGUUGCUCUCCUUCAUAUUGACAAGCUGCGCGGGUACGUCAAUUACGACUCCUGGAGACUCCUCAUCAUGGCCAAUGCCCGCGCCCUCAAACUCGCCUCCCACCUCGACGGCUCUGCACAAAGAAGCUCGCUUAGGCCUCGCGCAAAGGAAGCUCAUGCGACCGCCGAGGCGUGCGCCCGCGUGCUCAUCUUGGGCUCGAUUGCGCCAGACCUGCUGCUGGUGCUGCUGGAGCGCGGGCUGCAGGACAACACCUCUGCCGCCGAUCUGAUGAUGUGGCUGCAUGCCACGGCCAGUCCACGCGAGGCGACCGAAGAGGCCCACAAUGACCUGGCAAAGCUCAUGCGCAUCGACCGCAAGGACUUUCCAUCGAUGGAGGCCUACACCAAGGAGUCGCUGAACCUGUGGGCUCGCAUCAGUGACUGCUGGCCGAACAGCGCCAUGGUCAUCGCUGCAAUGUCCAUCCUUGAGGGCAUGAGGCCGUAUAAUGAGAACGCGUACUUGGGCUGGAAGCACUUUGUAAUUGAAAAGAAGGGCAUGUUUUCUCAGCAAAACCUGCUUGACCUUGCCGUGGCAUUGAGGGACCGCCAGGAGGACCAACAUACCUCGUCUUCCGUUCAUGUGAUGGACAUGAUAUCCGAGGAAGAGGAGAAAUCCGAUGGCAGCCAAUCAACCACUGAAGGAUAA